Molecule: messenger RNA, 1267 nt
Organism: Acanthopagrus latus (yellowfin seabream)
Lineage: Eukaryota; Metazoa; Chordata; Actinopteri; Spariformes; Sparidae
Product: replication protein A 32 kDa subunit-like
Exons: 9
Coding region: 149-907 (252 amino acids)
Biological process (GO): nucleotide-excision repair; DNA replication; double-strand break repair via homologous recombination
Cellular component (GO): nucleus; chromosome, telomeric region; site of double-strand break
Molecular function (GO): DNA binding
Source: RefSeq, a predicted model, not a curated record
GGCACACAUGCAAAGUUAGCCUACCUCACCUUCCAGCCUGACUGUUUAUGUGCUGGCUUCUGAUGGCCCUGUAGUCUUAGGUUUCUGGGUAGACAUUACUGAGGAAUACAUGUAGCUGCUUUUGGGACAGCUAAGUGCAAGUUGUGCUAUGUGGAACCAAGCUUGUAGCCAGUCCCUUGGUGGGAUGACCAGCCACAAAGCAGUGACAUCAAAGAGGGCAACCCUCCAGAUUUUGCCCUGCACUGUGUCUCAGCUGCUGUCUGCUCCCCAGGUCAGCAAUGAUACCUUUGCAAUUUGUGACUGGGAACUGAACCAGGUUUCUGUUGUGGGCAUCAUCAGAGGAUUUGCUCCCUUCGUGACAUACAUCCAGUACUCUGUGGAUGACAUGACUGGUCCAGCUUUAAACGUGAAGCAGUGGGUUUCAGAGGACUGUGUUCCGAUGACGUUUACUUCACCUGGAACAUAUGUGAGGGUUAUUGGGAGUCUGCGCAAUUUCAGUGGUCAGAGGUCAUUGCUGGCAAUGAAUAUCCGUUGUAUCAAGGACCUGAAUGAGAUUACAUCCCACAUGUUGGAAGUGGUACAAGCCCAUAAGCAGUUUUUUGGAAAGGUGUUUGAUGUGAAUAUGAAUACCACUUCUGCUUCGCUGUCUGGAAGAGUCCUCAGUCAGAGUGGAGGAGGACAUCUUGAAGGCACCUUACCAAAUGGUUUGUCCACCAUCCAAGGCCAGGUGUUGCAUGUAAUCAGGGGGUUUUCUGUCCAUGAACGUGGCAUCAGUUUACAUGACCUGAAGACACAGCUCAACUACCUCAGUAUGAGAGACAUCAGAAGUUCCUUGGUGUUGCUGGUAAAUGAAGGUCACAUAUUCUCUACCCUUGAUGAGCAUCAUUUCAAGGCGACAGAACAGUAGUAGUCUGCCUGGAGGCCAGUGAAACAUCAAGACAUCAUAUCUGAUCAGGAUGUAUACACUCCCCACAUUUUCAGGGUCACAUAAAUCUUUAUUGUUUUUGUUAAAUUUAGUUAUUUAUUUAUGACAAUGUACUGUAGCUAAUUCUUUGUCAGUCUUGGUUUAAAGAUGCUGAAACAGUUACAGGAGUUAUAGUGCAUCAUUUCCUAUAACACAUUACUGCAUUGAUGUAUUGCUGGAGUUUCUUAAAUGUAUUUAUGUACAUUAUAACUUUUUAUUUCAAGUUUAUUUGUGCUCUGAAUUGUUGGGUACACAGCAAAUGAUGUCAUGAUUGCUGAAAAUAAAAAACAAGUUUAAAAUGUG